Messenger RNA from Diospyros lotus (date-plum), 3651 nucleotides. Its product is annotated as disease resistance protein RPV1-like. The record is from RefSeq and is a predicted model, not a curated record. The transcript has 7 exons. Gene Ontology annotation, molecular function: ADP binding; protein binding. Gene Ontology annotation, biological process: signal transduction; defense response. Lineage: Eukaryota; Viridiplantae; Streptophyta; Magnoliopsida; Ericales; Ebenaceae. The coding region runs from base 113 to 3451 and encodes 1112 amino acids.
UGCCCCUUCCAUUUAUCAUCCUCUUCAGUCCUCACCAGUUUGUGGCCAUCUUCAAAGACUCAGCGACUGCAAUCUGAUCAAACUAUUGGAAGCAAGUUUUGCAAGCUUGUCCAUGGCUGCUUCAUCAUCAUCCCCCAUCCCACCACCAAUGCGGGAAUACAAUGUCUUCUUGAAUUUCAGCGGCCCUGAUACUCGCGAGACCAUUAUUAGUCAUCUACGAGUUGAUUUGGAGCGAAACAACUUUCACACAUUUAGAGACGACAAAAACUUGGAUAGAGGACAGAGUAUUGGGCCAGGACUAUUGGAAGCAAUUGAGGAUUCAUCAAUGUCUCUUGUUGUGUUCUCAAAGAACUACUUUGCAUCGUCAUGGUGUCUGCGUGAACUAGAGAAGAUCAUGAAGUGUAGAAAUAACUCACAGCAUUUUGUUUUGCCCAUCUUUUAUAAGAUAGAGCCAUCUGAUAUACGACACUUAAACGGGAGUAUUGCAGAAACCUUGGCCAAAACCUUGGCCAAACACGAAGAACUUCCCAAGAUGGAGAACUGGAGAGCAAUUCUAACUGAAGUUGCCAAUUUGAGUGGUAUCGUCUCCAGUCACUAUAGGGAUGAAGCAAGCUUGGUUAAGGAUAUUGUUAAAGAGGUUCAAAGAAAAUUAAAUUUGUGCAUAGAUUUAAAUGUUGCAACCCAUCUAGUUGGAAUAGAGUCUCGUUUACAAAAGCUACUCAAGAAGUUGUGCUUGGAGUCAUCUGAUGAUGUUCGCAUUAUAGCAAUAUGGGGAGUCAAUGGACUAGGUAAGACAACAAUUGCCAAAGCUGCGUAUAAUUGUAUUCGUAGCAGGUUUGAAGGUUACAGCUUUGUCGCCAAUGUUAGAGAAAAAUGGGAGCAGUCAAAUGGGGAUUUGCUUACUUUGCAAAAUCAAAUUCGAUAUGAUAUCUCGAAGAAUAAAAGUUAUAAAAUUAGAAACUCUCAUGAGGGGGUUGAAUUCUUAAAACGCAGAGCUUUCUAUGGAAGAAAAGUGCUCAUAGUUCUUGAUGAUGUAGAUCGCGUGAAACAGUUGAAUGCACUAGCCAUUGAUCCAAAGUUCCUCUAUCGUGGGAGUAGAAUUAUUGUAACUGCUAGAGAUAUUUCUUCCUUGAACUCGUUUCAAUCAGCGCUUACCAUAUAUGAGCUUGAGCAUUUCAAUAUGGAUGAAUAUCUUCAACUCUUUAGUUUGCACGCCUUCAACGAACAUUAUCCUCCAGAGGACUUUAUGGAGCUUUCAAAUACAGUGGUGGAUUAUGCUGGGGGUAUUCCAUUAGUUCUUGAAGUUUGGGGCUCUUUUUUGAAUGGUAAAAACCAUAGUGAGUGGAGAGAUGCAACUAUAAAAUUGAAAAAGAUUCCUCAUGGUGAAGUUCAAAGAAUACUAAGGAUAAGUUUUGAUUCACUAGAUGAAAAAGAGAAAAAAUCGUUCCUAGAUAUAGCAUGCUUCUUUGAUGGUGAGAGUAAAAAUUUUGCCAUUCAAGUAUUGGAAGCCUGUGAGUUUUUCCCAGUAAUUGGACUUCGACACCUGGAGGAUCUUUGUCUCCUAAAAUAUGAUCCAGGACAUGCAAUUGUAAUGCAUGAUAUUCUCAAGCAGAUGGGUAAGGAGAUAAUUCGACAAGAGAAUGUUGAUUUUCCAAGAAAACGCAGUAGAUUAUGGGAUUCCAAAGAUGCCCUUAAAGUCCUGAAAAAUUGUGAGGGAACUGAAACAGUUGAGGGUCUUAUCCUAUUUCACAACGGAAAAGAUUUUAAAGUGAAAGCAAAAGCAUUUCAAAAGAUGACAGGAUUGAGGGUGCUUCAUCUCAAUCAUGUUCUACUUAGUCCUGGCAACAAGCUUUUGUUCGAAAAUUUAGUAUGGCUACGUUGGCAUCACUUUGAUCUCAGUGUUUUGCCAUCGCAAUUGUACUUGGAGAAUUUGGAUGCUCUUGACCUAAGUUACAGCAACAUAAAACGAGUUUGGAGGGGAACUAAGGUUUUAGGUAAACUAAAGUUUCUUGACCUCAGUUGUUGUGAUAACUUAACCACAACUCCUAAUUUCUCUGGGCUCCCUAAUCUUGAGAAACUGAUUCUUAGCCAAUGCGUAAGAUUGCAAGAGGUGGAUAAGUCUAUUAGACAUCUCAACAAAUUACUUGUUCUAGAUCUCAGUAGUUGCAGGAGAAUUAGGAAGCUUCCGAUGGAGAUUGCUAUAAAACAAGAUUGGAGGGUAAUUAUGGUUUUAAGUCAACUAAAAUUUCUUAAUCUCGGUUGUUGUCGUAAUUUAACCACAACUCUUAAUUUCUCUUGGCUUCCCAAUCUUGAGAAAUUGAUUCUUCGCAACUGCGUAAGAUUGGAAGAGGUGGAUAAGUCUAUUGGACAUCUUCAGAAAUUACGUGUUCUAGACCUCAAUAAUUGCACUAGCCUCAGGGAGCUUCCGUCGGAGAUGGCCAACUUGAAAUCUCUUGAAUAUUUAAUAAUGCAUCGACCCUUGAGCCAAUGUCAAACAUCGCCAAAAGGGAGUACAGGUUUUUUUCGGUUGCCACUAAACUUUGGAGUGGGCUUAAGGUGCUUAAAGUGGUUGCAGAUACAUGGCUACUCUUUGACUCAAUUACCUGGAUCUGAAUUUGGUUGCCUGCCAGAGAGUAUAUGCAACCUUACAGAAUUGAAGGGCUUAACAAUUAAAAAUUGCAAUUUGACAAAUCUGCCAAGUGAAAUUGGGAGAUUGAACCGAUUGGAAGUAUUGAAUCUUCAAGGAAAUAACUUUUGUAGCCUACCAGAGAGCAUCGGUGAGCUUACUAACUUACGAGAUGUCAAUUUGUCUCAUUGUGAAAGACUCCAAUCACUCCCCAAGCUUUCAGGUAGAGGAGGUCCGGACAGUUUCGUCACAGUUUCCAAUUGCCCAUCAUUAGAAAGCAUAUCACUCGAAUCAAUCAUGAACUAUAAGUUCAUGUCUUGUUACAAUUGUCCUAAGCUAUACGAGAAGGAUUCUGCCGACAAAAUUGGAACAAGGUUUUUCAACUACAAGGGUGCACUUUUAUUUAGAAUUGGGCAUUCAGGGGGCAUGUUUCCUGAUUGGUUGCAGCAUGAGACCACAAACUCAUAUUAUGCUCUCAAGGUGCCAUCUCUUGGAGUCGGAAAUAAGCAUUUUAUUCGAUGCAUUUUAUAUGCUGUCCACGUGAUGGACAUCGUGGACCAUCUUUCAUGGCCCAUGGUCUGCAAACUCCACAACAAAUCCAAAGACGUUUGCAACUAUUUUACAUUGACCCGGACAUUUUCCCGGGAGUGGACUCGCACAUUUAUUGGAGAUCAGAUCAUUCUUUGUUAUACUUCUUUUCCUGUGUACUGCUUGCAAUUGAAAGAAGGCGAUGAAAUAGAAGUUUCUUGGACGUGUGAAAAUAUGGUUUUGAAGAAAUGGGGAAUUCAUGUUAGUUAUUACACACUCGAUGAUCAUCAUCAGUAGUAGGUCCCUCUGUAACACAAGAUUGAAGAUUGAUUGAAUCAAGAAAUUGAUGAAAUCUAUUUUUUUGUAGCAUAUAUAUAUAUAUAUAUAUAUAUAACCAUUUAGUCAUGUUUUUUAAAUUUUUUUCCCACAUUUGUUAGCUGUUGGCAUGUAAUAAAAUAUAUUCUGCAAGCUUUAUAAUAAAUAUUAGUAGAGUUAAU